Daldinia childiae is the source of this 1149-nucleotide messenger RNA. RefSeq names its product Survival factor 1. The record is from RefSeq and is a predicted model, not a curated record. Gene Ontology annotation, cellular component: cytoplasm. The transcript is spliced from 4 exons. Gene Ontology annotation, biological process: response to oxidative stress. Bases 1 to 1149 code for a protein of 382 amino acids. Lineage: Eukaryota; Fungi; Ascomycota; Sordariomycetes; Xylariales; Hypoxylaceae.
AUGUUCAACUGGGCAAAACAAACUUUGGCUAAUGUCGUGGGCACGGAAGAGCCCAUCUAUGGCGCUUCGGCCAUAAGAUCAGUCGCCGAAGAUGCCAAAACGACGCCGUAUACAGAGUUAACCAGAGAUGACAUGAAAUGGGAGGCUAUGGAAUCGACCUGUGUCGAGAGUCAAACCUUCUAUUUCAUGGCGGACAGUGGUCAUUUAACUUUUGCUCAGGUCAUUUACAGCAAUGUGGUCGGCAUCCGCACCACUUGCCAGUUCAACUGCAAGGUCUUCUACACAGACGGCACGAAACCCCUAUGGAGCUCUUCGCCCUUGAGCCACGCCGAGUUUAGCGAAGAUAAAACAUGCUUUUUUGCCACCGACUGCGCCGUAGAACUAUCCGCGGAUGGGAACUCCUACACAAUCAAGUCGAUGAACGAUCCUCAGUGUAUCGUCAACCUUAAAAUAACAAAGGUGGCGCCUGGCUUCGUUGUCGGCAAGAAUGGCAAGUCCUUGUUCGGUACAGACCUAUCUCACCCGUGGGGCUCCAUGCGACAUGCGUUCUGGCCAAGGUGUUCAGCUGAGGGGAGUGUCAUGACAAAGAAUGGACCCAUCGACUUCAAAGGGAAGGCUUUCCUUUCCCACGCUCUGCAAGGCAUGAAGCCUCACCAUCUAGCAGCCCGGUGGAAUUUCCUCAAUUAUCAAGGACCGACAUAUUCCGCAAUCCUGAUGGAGUUCACUACGCCACCAUCGUAUGGAACGACCGUCGUAGGCGUCGGCGGGAUUGCCAAGGAAGGGGAGAUUAUCACUGCUGGACCUAACUGUGGCGCCACACACCUUAAGACGAAGCAGGACACCGAGAACGACUGGCCCGAGCCCACCGAUAUCAAAUUUACCUGGUCCGGCACCACAAAGGACGGAAAACCCGUCGAGGCCGUUAUCGAAUGUGCCAUGGGCGAGAGAGUUGAUAGGAUUGACGUCAUGGCGGAAGUUCCUGGUUUCGUCAAGAAAAUCGUCGCCAAUGCGGCGGGAACUAAGCCAUACAUUUACCAAUUUUUCCCCCAUAAUAUUCCUACUGUGCUAAAGCUCAAGAUCGGGGAUCAAGAGAUUACCGAAGAGGGACGGUUGUUCAGCGAAGCAACUUUCAUAUCCGCAACGGAGUAA